AUGGAGCCAGCACCCGAGGAGGCCGGACCGGCAUCUGAGCCACACCCCUCCUCCCCACACCCAGAUACCCAGCCCUUCCCCGCACUCGAUACCAUCCAUGCCAAUCCUACCGCGACAAACACCCACAGCCAAAAUGGCCCGCCCCAGAGCUCCGCAUCCUCCACCUCCACAACAUCCCGCCCCAUCUCCGCCGUAGUACCCCCCUACUGGCGUCGACACGAGCGCAAUGCCUCGCACGCCUCGCAGUCGUCGCUGCAUGGCGCUGCGCGCAUAACCCUUGAAGACCAUACCGCUGACCCGAACUCGGAGACGAGUCGAGGGCUCUGGGCGAGUAGCGUUGCUAUUGAUGAUCAUGUUGUUGUGCGCGGUAUGACUGGGGUUGGGUCGUAUGUUGUGUGGAAUUGUACGGUUCAGACGCUUGAUGUGAGUUUUGGAUGA
Messenger RNA from Penicillium expansum, 438 nucleotides. RefSeq lists its product as uncharacterized. The record is from RefSeq and is a predicted model, not a curated record. Lineage: Eukaryota; Fungi; Ascomycota; Eurotiomycetes; Eurotiales; Aspergillaceae. The transcript has a single exon. The coding region runs from base 1 to 438 and encodes 145 amino acids.